AUGAGCUCGCAAACACCAUGGCGACUCUGCCAGCGUAGUCCAAAUCUACGCCAUUGGCCACUUUUCACAACUGCCCCGUUUGCGCAAUCGCCAGCCGUGCUGCGAACCAUAUUGUCUCGCUCCAUUCACAAUGACGGUCCUAAAAGCUUGAACCCGUUGAUCAACCCGCCCGACAUCACUCGACCGCCGCCUCUCACGCUUCCUCGGCGCAGAGAUUUCGAAUCUGCACCGAAAUACUACUUCGAAUUGGGCAAGGGGUAUUUGAAAUUCUACAAGCAGGGCCUCAAGAAUGUUUUGGCGAGUCGGCGUCUGCUUCGCGAAAAGCUCCAACGGACGCCCGCCAACGACCGACCGUCGAUAUUCAAACCUCACUACGUGCCCAAGACAUUCUCCAGAGCUGACUGGGUUCUCCUCUGGAGAGUACGACACGACAUGAUACGACUGCCUCUGUUCGGGCUUAUGUUGAUUGUAAUUGGGGAGUUUACGGUCCUGGUUGUUGCCUACGUCGACAGUGUAGUGCCAUACCCGUGCAGAAUACCGACACAGAUAUUCACGGCGCUGGAAAAGGGUGAGCAGCGCCGUAAGGCAGCCUUUGAUGAGCUGGAAGCAAAGCACCCCCACGGUGUGCUCAGCCCGCGUGUUACCCAGUCGAUCGCCCGCUCUCACGUCCUCAAGACUCUGCAUCUAAGCGGCACAAUUUGGGAUCGUCUAGGCUUUCUCCCACCCGGGAUGUGGCAGGCCAAGGGAGUGUAUCGCAUGGCAUACCUGGAGGGCGACGACAGAAAUAUCGUUGAGGACGGUGGACCUAUGGGCCUGCACUACGAAGAACUACGAAUUGCGUGCUCAGAACGAGGCAUUGACACACUGGGCAAGAGCGAGACCGAGUUAAGAGGCUGGCUCGGCGACUGGCUGCGUCUGACGGCCUCUGAGGAUAUCGAUGAGAGGAGACGGCGCAUGGCCGUGUUGUUUCUCACCAGACCAGAUAACUGGCCUCAACACCGGGACUUUGGUGUGCCGGAAUGGCAGUUGUAG
Molecule: messenger RNA, 1032 nt
Organism: Fusarium sp. VM40
Lineage: Eukaryota; Fungi; Ascomycota; Sordariomycetes; Hypocreales; Nectriaceae
Source: the annotation of a GenBank genome assembly